Molecule: messenger RNA, 1137 nt
Organism: Diutina rugosa
Lineage: Eukaryota; Fungi; Ascomycota; Pichiomycetes; Serinales; Debaryomycetaceae
Exons: 1
Coding region: 1-1137 (378 amino acids)
Cellular component (GO): fungal-type cell wall
Source: RefSeq, a predicted model, not a curated record
AUGAACUUGUUGACCGUGUUCGCCUGGGCUUCCGCCGCCGUCGCUGCGUCUAAGCAAUACGACGCGCUCCAGUUCACCAACCUUGGCUUCAAUGGCCAGUACACGCCGGUGCUGGCUCUCAACGACCCUGAACUGGACACCUGCUCGUGUCAAGUUGGCGACGCCGUAAGUUUCUCGGGACCGGGCACGCCGUUCGACGAGGACGUUGCCGUCUACGUGCGCGGGCCCUUGCAACUAAGAUUCUUCUAUGUGUUCACCUCGGACGACUUUGUCUUGGGUAGUAACGACAGUUCGUGGACGGUGGUGGCGGGCUACAACGGUACCAAAGCUGAGAACCUCACGUUCUUGACUCCCGCGGGGGCUGAUCUGAAGUGUCUUGGUAAGGCGUUGACCUAUGCUGAUUCUGAUGGGACUAGCAAGGCAGACAAGGCGACGUUGUUGUCGCCAGAUGCUGAGCUCAAGCUGAACGAGGAGCUCGUCAUUUUCUCUGACCAGAAGUGUGGCAACCUGAGCGUGAAUGGAGACUGCGGCGUCUACCGCAAUGGGAGCCCUGCCUACCACGGGUUCAAAGGUAAGGCCAAGUUCUUUGUGUUCGGCUGGAAACUGGUCAACGACGUCGACCUGCCCAACACCGUCGCCCAUUACAACAAGUCUGCCAUUCUGUUGCUCAACGCCCGGAUCCCGCGGACGUCGAUGAACUUUAGGGAUGGCAACUACAGCGACUGUCUGUGCUGGCUGCUGGGGUGUGGCGAGCUUACUGCGUUUGAAGCCACCGACGACGGACACAAUGACCGGUUCAGAACGACGUUGCACAGUCUUCAGAACACGUACGACGUGGACAAGGGGAACACGAUUGAUGGCUACACUUUUCAAGACACACCCGUUGGUGGUGGUAGUGUGUUGAUUGACACCGCCGGCAACGUCGUCGUGUUUGACAUACCGGCGUAUUUCCUCAAUAUGACCCUUACUUCGAGCGAACUCAAUAAACUAUACAACCUCACGGGAAAAACUCAGGUCUACGAUGUGAGCAAAGCUACCAAUAAGGAUGGCAAUGGGAAGUCGGAUGGCGUCAGUGUUACUAUCACCAAAUGGAAGCUAGCGGUGGCGAUGGCGGGCAUCUUGGCCAUGGUGAUUUAA